Cololabis saira (Pacific saury) is the source of this 5147-nucleotide messenger RNA. RefSeq names its product ring finger protein 111 (gene rnf111). Bases 173 to 3226 code for a protein of 1017 amino acids. Gene Ontology annotation, cellular component: cytoplasm; nucleus. NCBI's taxonomy places the organism in Eukaryota, Metazoa, Chordata, Actinopteri, Beloniformes, Belonidae. The transcript has 15 exons. Gene Ontology annotation, biological process: positive regulation of DNA-templated transcription; positive regulation of transforming growth factor beta receptor signaling pathway; ubiquitin-dependent protein catabolic process. The record is from RefSeq and is a predicted model, not a curated record. Gene Ontology annotation, molecular function: SUMO polymer binding; ubiquitin protein ligase activity; SMAD binding.
UGUCAGCGGCCAGCCAAGAGGCAACCUGCUGGGUAAACAACAGUGGAUGUCUCGGAAGGCAGGAAUGGGAACUUCGUCGAGGGCAAAUAGUUUUAUGAGAUGCAGUGGGGAGAACCCUAGGAAUUAAAGUAGGUGUGCUUUGUGUUUGCCCUCUGAGGACAGACCUGCCACAAUGAAGAGUGAGGUGCCAUCUGAGCCCGCCAGCAGACAGGAACAUCUCAAGGAGCCACUGGUGAACCCAGAGUCCAUGGAGGGAGCAAAGAACUUCCCCAAUAACAUGGAGGUGAUUGGAAAGGCAGGCAGUGAUUUUGAAAAACUGUGCGAGUCCAGGCAUCGACCCUUGAGGGACACAAGCACACGCAGAGACUCUGAACGACCCCUUUCUGGGCGCAGAAAAAGAAAAGGCCAACAGGCAGGGCCAUCGGACAUUUCGCUGAAGGAGGCCCACAUCAGUGAGAGUUCACUGCAACCUCAGCGUCCCAGAGUAGAACUUUUACAGCAUCCCAGCGAGGAUGAGCAUAACCAUGAGUCCUCCUUUAGUGACUGUGCAUCGUCCCCUUCAUCGAGCCUGCGGUUUGGGGAUUCGGACACUCUUAGUUCAGAAGAUGAAGGGGAAGCUGGUGCAACAGGGGGCCAACACAAGGCUCCUGCCUUGGCAACGGGAGGAGCCGCUGGAGUUGGCCUGCGCCCUAGUCUGAGUCGGACUCGGGGGAAUCGUUCUCAUAAGUGGGUGCGGACCGAGGCUGAGCUGCUGAAGCGGCCAUGUCUGAGCAGCCGGCGGCCUCUGCAUAGGAAACGUUUUGUGAAAACGGGCCCCGGAGAAGGGCAGCGGACUCAAAAGCAAAAGGAACGACUACUACUACAGAGAAAGAAACGUGAAGUGAUUGCACGCAGGAAGUACGCUCUGCUUCAUAGCACCAGUAGUUCCAGUGAAGAGCUAACCAGUGACUCGUCCUCCCCUUCCUCUACCGAAGCAGAAGAUGAGCUGUAUGUAGAUGUCAGCAGCACCAGCAGCCAGCCCAACAGUGCUGCUGUAGCCACAGGUGCUCUUGAUGAGGAUGUGGUGGUGAUAGAGGCGUCUCCGGCUCCAGCACCUGUUCCUCAAAAUGAGGAGAUCAACGUCACUUCAACAGACAGUGAGGUGGAGAUCGUCACAGUCGGUGAUGGAUUCAGGUCACGCUCGGUGGGGGGUCUGGGAAGGAUUUGGACCAAUAGUUGCUCCCAGAAUCGUCUCCAGGAACCACGUGGACGUCACAGACUCUCCACAGUCAUCCAACCACUGCGUCAGAAUGCCGGCGAGGUUGUGGACCUCACUGUUGAUGAAGAUGAUCUCUCAGUUGUGCCAACAACCUCCGGCAGUGUUCACCCUCAGUCAGUCAGGUCAUCAUCUUCAUCAUCCUCUCAUCAUGCCUCUACCUCAGAGCUCAAUGAUGCCCCAGGCCCUUCCACUAGCUGCCCAGGUUCAAUCCCUGAAAGUAUGCACACACAGAGGCCAAGUGGAUCUACUCGCACAGCCACAGAUGAUGACAACAGGCAAAGUUUGUCAGGUGCUGCAGGAGAAAACGCAGGCACGGCCAUGCCCAGACUUCCAUCUUGCUGUCAGCAGCACUCCCCAUGUGGAGGCCCCUCCCCUGCACACCUGCCCCUCAGCCACUCCCAUCCAAGUUGCGUGCAAGCAUCGUCCUCUCAGCAGACCGGCGCCUCUCAGCACAGUCACGGCAAUGCUCACCACUUUCUCCACCAUGUCCAUCACCCUGCACCGCAGCCCCCAGGCACUGUGCCUUUUCAAGAGCCGAGCUGCCAUGUGGAGCGCCCCAGUGCUCUCCCUCCCCACUGUGCUGGAGUCGGUGGCAGCAGCAGUAGCAGCAAUGCAGCUCACUACCAUGACCAGCAAACUCUGCCAGUGGACCUGAGCAACAGCAGCAUUCGAAGCAGUGGAAACAGCGGGGCUAGUUUCCAUGGCAGCACUUCAGCCUUUGACCCAUGUUGCCCAGGUUCCACCUCACGGCCUCCUGCUUUUGUUUCACACGCCACCCCUGGGCCCAGCCAGUCUGCUGUGGUGGAUUCAUUUAGCUCCUCCAUGGUGGCUCCGCCACAAACACAACCCCAGCCCUGUAGACAUUAUAUGCACCCACCUUAUGGCGCUCUGACACGUUCACUGCAUCAUCAGCCCUCCUCAGCUUGCCAUCACUCCCAUGGGAACCCCCAGCUUGCACCCCAACCUCCCCCACACGGGGAAUUUCUCAUUCCCCACACCUUUCAUACACCUCUGCCAUCCCACCCCUCAGGUCACGCUGUGCCCCCUGCCCCUCCCCCUCCUCUUUCUACUCAUCACCUCUCUACUUCAAGCGCCCCACUGGCACAACACCUUCCCACGGACCAUCAGACUUUGACACACCACAUGCCAGCUCUGGGGCCUUCAGUGCAAAGGCUCCAUCAGCACGAGAUGCUUCAAAGGAUGGAGGUCCAGAGGCGGAGGAUGAUGCAGCACCCCACGCGAGCACAUGAGCGUCCACCUCCACACCCUCACAGAAUGCAUCCCAACUACGGGCAUGGACACCACAUCCAUGUGCCACAAACUAUGUCUUCCCACCCUCGCCAGCCUGAGCAGAGAACUGCAUGGGAGCUUGGCAUUGAGGCUGGAGUACCCGUGGCACCGUACACUUCAGGGCAUCUGCACUCCCACCUGCCCCACUACCAUACUCCCCCAAGACUGCAGCACUAUUCCUUCCCCUUGAUGCACACUGCCAUUUCUGAAGUGACCUACCCACACAUUAGGUACAUUUCAUCUAGAAUGACUGGCUUUGGAAGAACCUAUGAGGACUUGCUGCAUUUAGAGGAACGGCUGGGGACUGUGAACAGAGGAGCCUCUCAGGGAACCAUAGAGAGGUGCACCUACCCACACAAGUACAAGAAGAAGGUGUUGGAGAGAGACAUUGACCAACAGUUAACCCCUGAAGCUUGGGCAUCUAUUGGGAAAAAUAUGAACGCAACACCAGAAUCGAGAAAGCUGCAUGGUAAGCAAGAGGAAGACGAGGGAGCAGAUGAAGAUACAGAAGAGAAAUGCACCAUCUGCCUGUCAAUACUGGAGGAGGGAGAGGAUGUCAGACGUCUACCGUGUAUGCACCUCUUCCAUCAACUGUGUGUGGACCAGUGGCUCCUCACCAAUAAGAAGUGCCCCAUCUGCAGAGUGGACAUUGAGGCGCAGCUGUCUGCUGAAAGUUGAUGCUGUUUUUCUAACAACCCUUUUGUUUGUUCAGAAUUUAUUUUGAGAUCAUAUUAAUUUUCUCUUCAGUACUGCAGUCAACCAAAGAUGGCAUGUAUUACCUGCGCAGCUCUACUAUGAGGAAAAAGAGAAAAAACAAACAAAAAAAACAAACCAUCUAACAAAAAAGCAUCAAGCCUAGAGUGCCAGCUCUCACAUAUUACUACAACAGCUAGAAUUCUCCAUUAAGGGUUAAAGAGUUUAUUGUAUUUAUAAAGCUUUUAUGUAGCUUUUGAUUGUUUCCUCAAGUGUCAUUUCUGUUUUGUUUCCCUGCAUGUUUCCUUGCAAUGCAUUUCUUUGCACAUAAAUUCUGGGCUCAACGCAGCUUAACAAAGUUGCAGUUGAGGGUAGCUGCUCUAGUAAAGAUGCAUUUCUGUAAACCUAAUGCCUUGCUUUACUAGACUAGAAUGUCAACCUCCAGUUAAAAAAGAAAAAAAAAAACAUUGCAGGAUUCAUUUUAACGAUCAUUGUAUUGAUUAUUUUAUGUUUAGAAGAUGUGGAUUGUUAGUGAAAGUUCUUUUUUUUUUUUUUUUUUUUUUUUUCUUAAAGUAAACCGAGACAUUCCUAACUAGGGAAACAUGUUAACAGAUCAGCUGCUGUAUUAGUGCACACACAGUAUUUCUAGAGUGGAAAUAAACUAUUGUUCACCUCACUCCCAGAUUAUGCACAUGCUUUGCAACAAUUACAUCUCCUCCUCCUGCACCUUCAUUUGAGUACAGCACCGUUAUCACCACCAACCAUGUAUUUUAGAGAGCAAGAAAAAAAAAAGAAUGUCACACCCCUCUCUUGACUGUUCUUUCACAACUGAGUGAUUGUCAGUAACUGCUGUGAAUCUUUUUCUGCAUUUUCCUGGGUUUCCUUUCCACAGGCGGCCCUGCCAUGCUUAACUAGGUUUCUGUUAGAGGAUCUCAGGCCAACACGUGUUUUAAGAGACUUCAUAUGAGCCUGCAAGCGGGGAUCAUACUGUUAAUUUGAUACUGGCAGUAGCAUAGCUUUUUAAAUCAACCGUGUACGUGUUGAGAAGGAAAUGCACAGUUCAAGUUGAGAUAAAUAUUUACGGUUUGUUCUCGUUCUUCAGACCAUUUCACCCACUGUUAUUUUUGUCUCUCUGUAGUUGAACAGCAGCAUCCAUUUGGGGUGCUGCAGGAAGAAAAACACUAAUACUGUUGACUAACUCACUCGCAUUGACUUGCACAAGAGAGAGAGUUGGAGGAUAGUAGUGAAUAUGACGUGCGCUGAGGCCAUGUAUUUCCACUUUGAUGAAUAUGGAGAAAAAAGAAUUAAAAGAGACUUGGAUUUGAGUGUUGAAAUGCAGUACUUAAAGCAGGUAUCCAUGCAUUCAUCGACUUAAAGGCAUCAGGAUCAUAUUCUGUGGGAUUUAUAUUAGUUUUGAAAAUAAUAUUAAUAAACUUGGAUAACUCUUGACUGAGUGCUUUUCUUGGUGCCCUCUGGAAAAAAGACGUUUGAUUCUUGAUGUUUAAAUGCAAAUACUUUGAUCCUCAUGGUUGUAAUAAGAGAUGUAUUCACAUUGGAGAUUAUUUAUUUUAUAUAAGACCAAUUUCUUGGCAGAAAAGUGUAAAAAUCAAUUUCUGUUAUUUACUUUUUACAUGUAUGAUUAUUUUACAGAACCCAUUAUUCAGGGGAUGAUAUUGUCAGAUUUUUACACUAUUUGGGCAAUAUUCUUAAAUCCAUGAGAUAGCUUUAUCCAAAGUUUGUCUUUUCAGUGUUUUCUUGAUCAUCUCAUGAAUUGUUACAGGGUUAGAUGCCUGGUUAGUCAUAAUAGUGUGUUCCCGCUUCAUGUAUUUUAGUAUUCCAGUUAAGUCUUCUUUUUUUUUUCCUUUUUAAAAAAAAUUUAAAUAAAUCCCUCACUGCUUUUCAUUAA